AUGUACGUCAUCAGCAGUGCCUGUUACAUGUUGCCACGUCCAGGCUUGAACAAUGUCGCGCAGGCUCUGGUCCCCCGUGGCGUGUUCGACGAUGUUUUCUUCAUGAACCAGCUCCUCGAUGGCUUCAGGAAGAUGCAGGGUUCGUUUUUCCCAUCUGCUAGGAUGAUCCAAGACGCCUACGUAAAGGGGGGUCUCUCUCCACCUAGCCAAUCAACCGUCCGCCGCCAUAAGGCUGCCGUUAAUUGUCUGACGACGGAAGGAUUCCAGGCGCUGCAGCGGAUCCAAGAGAGAUCUCACGAAGACCCCUCCAUCCACAUGGCGUCCCUUACGUGGACCACUCUCAGCCACAGCGCGUUUGGUGAAGCCGGUCAGACCAGUGGUGCGAUUCAAGCUCUUAUGCUCGAACACAUGGUUCCGCUCCUCAUCCGACAACUCGAAGGCGCUAACGGGCGAUGAUCUACCUGACGUCGCCAAACUCGCUCACGAUGCACAUGACUUCAUGGAACGGACUGAGGCGGCAUUCGGCGCUCGUAGCGAGUGGUCCCCCGAGCUCGCAGUGCUGGUAGAAAAGUACGCCUACGUCCAGUCAGGCGCUCUCGAGACAAUUGUCCGCCCAUGGAUGAAAAAGCGGGAUGACGAGGCGAACGAACUCAGCAGCAAAUUGCCCGGCGACCGACGUUUGUCCGGCGACCACUUCCACGUCAUCUCCGCCGCGAACGCCCUCGGCCGCAUCCACAAGGCUGCCACUCAGAGCAAGACAGAACCGUCGACAAACCACUACGAGAAAUUCCAGAAGCGGUUUCAGGGAGUCAUGCUCGCCAACAUUUCCGAGCUCGUCGCCGACAAUUCAUCCACUCAAGGCUCGACGGAGGGCGACAAUGGAGUUGAGGCGACGGGGACUGGCGUCAGAAGCGGCGCGGGGGGC
Molecule: messenger RNA, 925 nt
Organism: Ectocarpus sp. CCAP 1310/34
Lineage: Eukaryota; Phaeophyceae; Ectocarpales; Ectocarpaceae
Source: the annotation of a GenBank genome assembly